AUGAUAACGGAGCGAAAUCCAAAGUGCAAACACGCAGGAACAGUCAAGUUAGGAUGUAAUCUGAGUUCGCUUCGGAGAGUUGAGAAGAGUUUGCAGUCGGAUACCCUAAUUGGUGUGGACAACGAGAUCAUCUCCAUGGUGCUAUUUUAUUAUAUUCAUGAUACUCAUCUAGUAACAUUCCUGAUUUCUCAGCAGGAGCACCUGCAACUCGAAUCUCGGUCGAAAAGUGAACUUCGCGGUAGGCCGAACUCCCAGCGACGAGGAGGCGACGGAGGUGCUCUCGUUCUCUUCCCAGUGGAACGAUGCGUCGACAUGGAAUCCUCCGGAGCGGCGGCUUGGCGUGACUGGCGCAGCACAAGUGACAUCUUCUUCGAUUCCAAUCUCUAUGGUACACUUCAAUGGCGAUCAAGCCUCGGGCCCUCAUCUUGUAGCAAAGCUUUCUAA
Molecule: messenger RNA, 444 nt
Organism: Marchantia polymorpha subsp. ruderalis
Lineage: Eukaryota; Viridiplantae; Streptophyta; Marchantiopsida; Marchantiales; Marchantiaceae
Source: the annotation of a GenBank genome assembly